AUGCCUACCGCCAACGGAAUUAGUAACCCCUGCUUGUACAAAGUCCUUGGAAUUGAACCUGGAGCCUCUGAAGCCGAUAUCAAGAAAGCAUAUCGCCGUCUCGCUCUAAAAUGGCACCCAGACAAAAAUUCUGAGGCAGAUAAAGUGGAGGCUGAGCGAAAGUUCAAGGAAAUUAGCGCAGCCUAUGAGAUUCUAUCUGACAAGGAGAAGCGUAAAAUCUACGACCAAUUUGGUUUUGCUGGUUUGAAGGGUGCUUAUCAAAAUAGCACUGGUUCAGCAGGUUCACGUCCAUCUCCGCGCACUAGUCAGCGCACCUCCUUCGGUCGCCGCAAUACAUAUUCCACUGUCUUUGAUGACGACUUUUUCAAUUUUGUUUUUCGCGAUCCCGAGGAAAUCUUCCGCGAAUUCUUCGACGAGCAACUCAACUUCAUUCGCUCUUUUAUGGAACCUUCUAUCAAUAUUCGUCGAUCUGAAACAACGCGACCUAUGGUGGAACCAUCCGCCCCACGUUACUCCCAUCCUGUUAGGCGGUCGAAUACCCGCUUUGUUGACAGAAAGGACCGCAUUCCUGACGAUCAUAAGCGUAUUUUUACUUCCUUUAUGUCUAAUGCUGGUAGUAUCGUUAGCCCUAAUGACAAGGUUCGUUCACAGAGCUUCUAUUUCUCUCCUUCCUCUCAAAAUGUUGCUGUCCAUUCUCGGUCGUCAACUUUUACGUUUGGUAGCGGCGUUGGAAAUACCCCCAGUAAGGGAACUUUUCGAUCGACUUCCACGAAAUUCCUUGAUGGAAAAUGUGUAACAACUAGGCGAGUUAUACAAGACGGGGUAGAAACGGUUACUGUAGAAGAAGAUGGAGUCAUAAAAUCGAAGACGGUAAAUGGCCAGCGGGUGGCCAUAGCUGGUGCAUGA
Rodentolepis nana is the source of this 906-nucleotide messenger RNA. The record is from the annotation of a GenBank genome assembly. Lineage: Eukaryota; Metazoa; Platyhelminthes; Cestoda; Cyclophyllidea; Hymenolepididae.